This is a messenger RNA of Calypte anna (Anna's hummingbird), 2257 nucleotides long. It is a transcript of the gene RASSF2, whose product is annotated as Ras association domain family member 2. The record is from RefSeq and is a predicted model, not a curated record. Gene Ontology annotation, cellular component: nucleus; cytoplasm. The transcript is spliced from 11 exons. The coding region runs from base 99 to 1070 and encodes 323 amino acids. Lineage: Eukaryota; Metazoa; Chordata; Aves; Apodiformes; Trochilidae. Gene Ontology annotation, biological process: positive regulation of protein kinase activity; signal transduction; regulation of non-canonical NF-kappaB signal transduction.
UGGGGUGCACAGGCAGGAUGGGACCCAGAGCCUGGGAGUUGAGCCUGGGGUCUCAGCACCAUUUUGGAGUUCAGCUCCCAUGAAAGAGGAGCAGGAGGAUGGAUUACGGUGGCUGCCAGUGCCUGGUUCCCUGUGGAAAGGAUAAAUACAUCUCCAAAAAUGAGCUGCUGCUACACUUGAAGACGUACAACAUCUACUACGAAGGGCAGAACCUCCAGCUGAGACACCGGGAGGAGGAAGGUGAGCUGGUUGUGGAGGGGCUGCUGAACAUCUCCUGGGGGUUGCGGCGCCCCAUCCGCCUGCAGAUGCAGGAUGACAACCAACGCAUCCGCCCCCCCCCCUCCUCCUCCUCCUGGCACUCGGGAUGCAACCUGGGGGCCCACGGGUCCCUGCUGAAGCCCAGCACCUUGCCAGACAUCCAAGUUACGGAUAUGGGGACCACACCGAGCACGGAGUCUCCUGGGAACAACACAGCCUCUAAGUCGCAGCCAGAAGAGGUGCCACAGCUGAUGAGGACCCGGAGUGACGUUGGGGUGCGGCGCAGGGGCAGCACUCGCACCCCCGGCGAGCAGCGCCGCAUCCGCCGCCACCGGUUCUCCAUCAAUGGGCACUUCUACAACCACAAGACAUCCGUGUUCACCCCGGCGUACGGCUCCGUCACUAACGUCCGGAUAAACAGCACCAUGACCACCCCCCAGGUCCUGAAACUGCUGCUCAACAAAUUCAAGAUUGAGAACUCGGCAGAGGAGUUUGCUCUUUACAUUGUCCACACCAGUGGAGAGAAGCAAAAACUGCGUCCCAGCGAUUACCCCCUGAUCGCCCGCAUCCUGCAGGGCCCCUGUGAGCAGGUCUCCAAAGUCUUCCUCAUGGAGAAGGACCAGGUGGAAGAAGUCACCUACGAUGUUGCUCAGUACAUCAAAUUUGAGAUGCCUGUCCUCAGGAGCUUCAUCCAAAAGCUGGAGGAAGAGGAGGAUCGGGAGGUGAAGAAGCUGAUGCGCAAAUACUCCAUCCUCCGGCUUAUGAUCGAGCAAAGGCUGGAGGAGAUUUCUGAGGGUCCCACAGCCAUGUGAAGCUCUUCACCAGCAUUCUGGUUCCAGGUUCCAUUCCUCAAAGAGCCUUUUGCCUGCAGGACCUACUGGACCAAAUCCCAAAUCCUCAGCAAGCCCCGUGUCCGCCUGGAUCCAACCCAUCCUCCCAUGCCUUUGGCCGCGCAGCAUCUGCAGGGGAUUCCUCCUCUGCCAGCAGGGUUGUCCCCAGCAAAUCUUUGGCCAGUGGCAGCUUCAGCCAAAUCCUCAAAUCCCUGGAAAUAACAGGGGAAAAUAUAAAAAAUAAAGAGGAAAGCCACAAGCAGGACAAAGCUGGGAAUUCUAGGGGCUCUGUUGGGUGCCGCUCAGCUCCAGCGGUGCCUGCGUGUGGCUCCCAGUGGAGCAUCCGCUGCUGGGUGGCAAGAGAGCACAAAUAAUUCCUCUUUUUUCAUAAAGAAAAAACCCACAUUUCUAUUGCAAUAAUUGGCAGGUGAUGGGAACUUCUUGUAAAUCAAAAAGGUCGGCUGGGAAUUGGAGUGUUUUCUGAAGAAAAAUCCAGGGGUUGGAUUUCCAGCUGGGAUGUAAAUCGCUUUAUCCCAGCACCUUCGCUUGACCUGCGCCUGGUGGUGUAACCUUCUCCUCCCCCCACUCAGAUUUGCACUAAUUUAGGGAUUUUUAACUAAAACCAACCAUGACAUUGAAUCUCUCUGGGAGCCCCAAGAUGCCAAAUAGCUCUGGCAGGAAGAGCUGAUGGCGCUGAGCAUCUCUGGAGCGCUGCUGAACGGCGAGCAGGGGGUGGCAGGAGGAGGGGGAGACAGCAAGAAAUCAAUUUCUUUUGUAAAUUGAUUUUCUGGUGGUGCUGAUAACAUUGUCCCAGGACUGCCUCUGUUACCACCUUCCCACCUGGAAAAAAAUAACUUUCCUCCCAGGCUAAACCAGCAAUAGUGAUUUUAUACCUCGGAGUGAACUAAAACUCUGCCUUUUCCCCUCCCCUCGAGUUUUUUGCAAUGUCUCUUUGUAGUUUUUGAAUUUUAAUGGUACCUUUUCUGCCUUUUAAUGUGUGUUAGGGGAAGUGUUGUACAGCAAGGAAAGCUUUUUCUGGACUGGGAGGCUGACUGUGGCAUUGCUUUGGUGAUGAAUAAGAAAACAAAACCUGUGGCAACAAUACAGAAUGAACCCUCCUGAGCUAGAGCCUGGUUUGCUGGAAAUAAAGCACUUUGCAGAUGGAAAUG